Messenger RNA from Hippopotamus amphibius kiboko, 7447 nucleotides. It is a transcript of the gene RBFOX2, whose product is annotated as RNA binding fox-1 homolog 2. Gene Ontology annotation, molecular function: mRNA binding. Bases 557 to 1906 code for a protein of 449 amino acids. Gene Ontology annotation, cellular component: nucleus; cytoplasm. Gene Ontology annotation, biological process: regulation of alternative mRNA splicing, via spliceosome; nervous system development. NCBI's taxonomy places the organism in Eukaryota, Metazoa, Chordata, Mammalia, Artiodactyla, Hippopotamidae. The record is from RefSeq and is a predicted model, not a curated record. The transcript has 14 exons.
CGGGCUGGAGUCCCAGAUCCCGGGCCCUCCCUCCUUCUUUCUCUCUCCCCGCCUUCGGUGCUGCCACAGUGGCGGGUCGGAGGAUCCCGGCCAGUCAGCUCGUUCCGGCCUCGAGCCCCUCCUUCCCCCAAAUAAACACCCCUCCCCACGCCUGGGGAGCCCGGACCGCCCCCUUCCUCCCUCUGCCCGGCGUGUGGCGAGGGCCAGUGUGAGGGAGUGAGUGCAGGCCGGCGGGCCAGCUCCGUGAGUGCGCGAAGGCGGGGUGCGCGGCGGGCCGGGCCGGGCCGGGGGUCGGGUGUGCGCGUGGGGUUGCGAGCGAGUGCCCGUCGCGACCCGCCGGCGGCCGAGCGCCGGAGAGCCGGCCAGCGAGCGACCAGCGGCGACCGCCGGCCGCCGCCGAGGUGGGCGCUGGGCCCGCGCGCGCGCGCACGCACGCACGCACGCGGGGGCGGGGGCAGGCGCGCGCCCGCCUGUCGCGACAGUCGGGGCUGAGGCCCAGGGGGAGGUGGCCUGUCGCGGGUCGCCCGGCUCCCGGAGGCGAGGGGGGCGCGGGCGGAUGGCGGAAGGCGCCCAGCCGCAGCAGCCGCCUCAGCUCGGGCCCGGCGCCGCUGCCCGGGGGAUGAAGCGGGAGUCGGAGCUGGAGCUGCCGGUGCCCGGAGGGGGAGACGGAGCCGAGCCUGGCCUGAGCAAGCGGCCGCGCACGGAGGAGGCGGCGGCCGACGGCGGCGGGAUGCAGAACGAGCCUCUGACCCCAGGUUAUCAUGGAUUCCCAGCACGGGACAGCCAGGGUAACCAGGAGCCAACAGCAACUCCUGACGCCAUGGUUCAGCCUUUUACCACCAUCCCGUUUCCACCACCUCCGCAGAAUGGAAUUCCCACAGAAUACGGAGUGCCACACACUCAGGACUAUGCCGGCCAGACCAGUGAGCAUAACCUGACACUCUACGGCAGCACGCAAGCCCACGGGGAGCAGAGCAGCAACUCACCCAGCACACAGAACGGAUCUCUGACGCAGACAGAAGGGGGCGCACAGACAGAUGGCCAGCAGUCACAGACGCAAAGUAGUGAAAGUUCAGAGAGUAAAUCUACACCUAAACGACUGCAUGUCUCUAAUAUUCCUUUCCGUUUCCGGGACCCAGACCUCCGACAGAUGUUUGGGCAGUUUGGCAAAAUCCUAGAUGUAGAAAUAAUCUUUAAUGAACGUGGCUCUAAGGGAUUCGGGUUCGUAACUUUCGAGAAUAGUGCUGAUGCAGACAGGGCCAGGGAGAAAUUACACGGCACCGUGGUAGAGGGCCGUAAAAUCGAGGUGAAUAAUGCUACAGCGCGUGUAAUGACCAAUAAGAAGAUGGUCACACCAUAUGCAAAUGGUUGGAAAUUAAGCCCAGUAGUUGGAGCUGUAUAUGGCCCCGAAUUGUAUGCAGCAUCCAGCUUUCAAGCAGAUGUGUCCCUAGGCAAUGAUGCAGCAGUGCCCCUGUCAGGAAGAGGGGGCAUCAACACUUACAUUCCUUUAAUCAGUCUCCCUUUAGUUCCUGGCUUCCCCUACCCAACUGCAGCCACCACGGCGGCCGCUUUCAGAGGAGCCCACCUGAGGGGCAGAGGGCGGACGGUAUACGGUGCAGUCCGAGCGGUACCUCCAACAGCCAUUCCCGCCUACCCAGGUGUGGUUUACCAGGACGGAUUUUACGGUGCUGACCUCUAUGGUGGAUACGCAGCCUACAGAUACGCACAGCCUGCUACUGCAACCGCAGCCACCGCCGCUGCCGCUGCUGCAGCCGCUUACAGCGACGGUUACGGCAGGGUGUACACAGCUGACCCCUACCAUGCCCUUGCCCCUGCCGCCAGCUAUGGAGUUGGCGCUGUGGCGAGUUUAUACCGAGGUGGCUACAGCCGAUUUGCCCCUUACUGAAGUGACGUGAGACCCCUGCAAAUGGGACAGCCCCCCAGUUCAUGAGGCCUGGCUAUUGCAAUAUUUACUAGUAGAGGAACUCUAUAGCAAGAUGAAGAGGAAAAACAAACAAACAAACAAAAAACACAAAAAAAGAGAAUACUUUUUUAUACCUCACUAUGUUCUUUGAAUAUGUAUUUUUCCUUUAAAUUUCUGCCUUUAAUUCUUUUGUUCCAAAGAUUGUGCAUUUUUUUCUUUCUUUUUUCUUCUUUUUUUUUUUAAACUGUGGUAAAAAAAAAAAUGCAUUUCCAUGUCUGUAUGUCCAUGCUUAGCUUAUUCUAUCAAUCACGGAAGAGGCAGUUAAUGAGGACGGAGAGACACUAGGAGCUGAUAAGUGCAUCUGGUCAGAAGUCAGCAGACAGAAUUACCAAAGUGUAUCUGGUGCUGAAUGGCUGGGGGGCAAGCAGAAGUGGAAGAGAUCUCUCUGCAACAGCAUAUCCUUCUAGUCUUCUGAGUUUCUGGUCUUUGGCAGGCAAUUCUGACUGGCUGUGGCUGGAAUCCACAUGCUAAUAGAUGAUAGGAAUGUGUGCUUGCAGGGCAAGAGAAUUACAGACACUUUCCUCUCCUCUUCCCUCCUGUCUCCUCCAUUCUUUUUACAAUCAUAUUACACGCACGGCCUGAGAGAGUUGGCAUCGUUUUUGGAAUUAUAGUAUUAAUAUUUCCAAACAUGCGCUCAGACUGUGGAUAAUAAACACCUCAUUAGGAAACCGGUCUCAAAAGGAACUCUGGAGUAUGAAAAAAAAUCACUCUUUCCUUUGCUGUAAACCCUGGCAUUCCUGCUGGGCUGCUUCCCCUUCCAUUGAACCACAGCUUAGCCCAUCUCUCCUUUCACUAACACCCUGCUCCCAUGCCCUCCAGAUUCAGGAAUUGAGGACCCAGGGACAGAGGAAUAAAUAGCCAGUGGCCCGGUUACCCCAGGUGUCCGGGCACAGCUUGAGGGCUAGAAGUAAAAUUGUCGAGCGCCAGUGAAGAGGGUGAGGGCGAGGAAAGUGAUGUUAGACCAUGUCAGGCAAGGCGCCCUGAUAUUCCCGAUCUUUCUCUUGCAUCAAAAAGUCAGUACAAAGUAUAAAACAUAUAACCAAGGCUCUGGUGGCAAAAAAUAAAGCACUGAGCCCUAGAUCAACUGUCCUUGGAGGUUUUGGUGAGUAGGGCAUGUGAGGGCAGGCAAAGGCACUUUGUACAAGCUCCAAAGCCAUAGGACUUUCAUCUUCCAGAGCCUUUACAAGUCACUUCUCUGUCCACAGUCUGGAGCCCUUGUGGCCAAUCCACCCAUCUUCUCAUUAUCCUCCAAAGACACCCAGCUGAGCACCUGGACCACUUGGUAUUCGUGAACACUACAGGAUGUGAAACAAGCCCCUGAGGCUACUCCCCUCCUAUACAGGAAGGAGGGUCUGAAAUGGCCAGGAUCUCAUAUGUUGCCAGAAAGAGCCACGUGGUGGCCACCACAGUGAGUCACUGCUUUCACUACCCGGCUUCCAUUUUAUAUCUGUCUUCGGGGUAGGGGAGAGAGUGUUUCUCUUCUAGCUAUUAGCUAUUAAAGGCAAGGGUCCUGCAGCAUUUCCAAAAUGAAGCCAUUAGAAAAUAGAAAAGCACGGUCCAAUUGGCUCCCUGGUCUAUUCACGUUGGUACUAGGGUGACCUUUCACCCGAGGGAUAGCUGCUAAAGGGAGUAAUUCAGAGACAUGGAGCUUCUGGUUUGCUAUGGGUUUGUUUUGGUUUGUUGUUGUUGUUUUUAACUCCUGCCUCCACACAUGUUCUUGACUGAUUCAUGUCCCUGGAUUAAAAUGACUGACAUAUGACAGCAUCAAGCAUUCUUUGUGAGCAGAGGGAUCUAUCUUGGGGGGGGGACUGGCCUGUCGUGUACAAUACAUAUCUUCUCCCCCUUCAGAAUCCUCUCUCUCCUGAUAACUAGGAGGGAGGCUUCCCUGAAACUAGGGGAGACCUCAAGGAAGCUAGAGGCCUCGAUGCAAUUCUUAUUGAUUCUGGGGAGGAAUGCACAGAAUAGGGGAUGCCAGACUGCCCGGUCCAUUGGCCAUUUUUUAAGGGUUCCCCUCCCCAAGCCAAAGUUUGGUUUGUUGCUGUUAAGACAAUUUUUGUUUUGUGUAUAUAAAUAUUUUAGUUGGGGGGUGGGUAAUGGGACGUGGGGCUUUCACGGUUCUAGGGAAUGGGGGCAGGGAGGAUUUUUUUCUUUCUUUCUGUUGCUUUUGUUUUGAGGGAGAGCUUUUACUGACUAAAGAAACUGAGAGAAAUUUUGUGUCCUGUUUAAAUAAGGGCCGUUCUCACAAAUGGCAAGCCACUAUUCAGUGGAGACAGGGCCAAAUUCUAAAUGGUUGUAUCCGCAGCAGGGGAGGAAAACAGGGCAGUGAGUUCAAGAAUUUUCUAUUCUUUUUUCCAGAAAGAGGGAGGGAUGAUGGGAAAAGCAGAGAAGGCAGCUUCCCCAGCCCUUUGAAAAGAGGCAGAAGCCUGAGCGUUUGUGCAUUUCAGUUCAGCUGGUUGUGGCUGAGGACUCCAUAGGCGAGCUCUGUGUUUUCCAGUGGCCUCUGCUGCAUUUCCAGGGAUGGUUUCAAUACUGCUUCCUUCAGCUCCCUUUACUAAGAAAGACUAAAUAGAGUCCUGCUUGUUAUUAAAGGGCCUUUGGUUUUCAGUGCCAGCACUGAGAAUUGGGGCUCUCAGAGCACCUCGGUUUAAUGGUUAUCAACCUCCCCAACAGCUUUUGACUUUGAGACUCCAUACAGGCAACUUCAUCAGAGGCAGGUUCCUCGAAGCAUCAGUGCUUGUUUAUUCCUGACUCUCAUUCCCACGGGACUGAGAAGCUGAGUCAGAAGAGAGUUUGGCAUCCCGUGAGUUUGUUAGAGGAUACUGGUGGAUAAUUCAAUUCCAGAAAAUUUAUCGAUGCUGAAUCACAAUACAUGAAUGAUUUUGACAGCUUUACUGUAAGUCACGAUGGAGAGGCUAUACGAAGCAUCUUACUUUUAGCAGCUGGGCUCCUUCCAGGAGUCCUCUCAUGAAAACCUUUAUCAGAAUAUCCCUCUUUCAGCCCAGAGAGCUGUCCUUAGAGCUUUUCCAGAAUUCCUUGUAUUAUAUAGUUCAACUCCCACUGGCCCAGAUCAGCUGUUGCGAUUUGUCAUUCUUAAGGCUCUCAGGUUUUAUAAAACCUACCGUCGUCAUCCGUCUCCAGCAGCCACAUGUUAUUUUUCCUUGAAAAAGAAGGGGACUGGGGUUCAACUCUUAGUUUAAGAGGAGCUAGUGGAGCUCUAUCAAUAGAAAUCAAUGAUAGCAGCUUUUCCUCAAAAGGGUGACUCCUCAGGGGCUGAACUGCUCUUCGUUUAGGUUCUACUUUCCUAGAGUUGUAGCAGAGAAGUCGGUGAAUCACCGCCACCCUAUAACUAGUCACAUAGCUUCCAGAUAGGAAGGAGAUGUGAACUCGGGGUGGAAACAACGCCAAGGAUGUGCAGGAAGGGCUGAGUAGCCUCCCUUCCCUCUGGAGGGAGGAUGAGGCCAAGCGAGGGGUAGCCCGGAGGGCGAGGGCGGGCGCUGUAAGGGGGGAAGGGGGAGCCAUUGGCCCCCUUUCGCCAAGCCCAGCCACUUCUCUGCUGCUUGCAACCCCCUAGCACAGAAACAUUUGCAGAAUCGCAGACUUGUUUCCCCCAGAAAAUAGGAGGAAAGGGACUUUGGGGGGUGGGGAAGGGGUAGUGGUGUUUUAAAAGCAUAAGUUACCUGUUUGCACUGUCUUAAGAUAGGAAAAAAAUAGUGGGCAAGGUGAACAUCCAACGUAAAUUUGUGUGUUUUUAUUUUGUCAUGCUCUUGAAAAUGUUUGGCCAUUUGUAGUAUUCACCAGUGAAACCUGAUUCUCUGUUGCAUAAAACACUAUUUUUUUUGGAAACGUUACUGUCCGAAAGCCUCUUCCCUCCCUUUCCCCUUCCCUGUGUUCUUCCUUCAUACUCGCUUGACUGGUCAGCCAGGCAGUAGCCAUCCAGGAGCUAGGGCGUGAAGCAGGGCCCUUCCCAAGUAGACUCUGGGUGUCCUAAGCCAGCGUGUGCCCUCUGGUUUAGGGAGUGCCGUCAAGUCCUUGGCCCCUGCCUUUAAAGUAAGGCUUACAGACCAGGCUACAGCAAGUUCUCAAAUUCCCAAAUCAGAUACACUAGGAAGAAGGAGCCGAGGGGCAGAGGGGAGUCCUCAAGUCUGGCGGGUGGCCGCAGUAGCUGAGUUCUCCACGUUACCGGAACUGUCGCCAGUUACAGUUUACUCAGGAAAACGGUCGAUCACUUCAGCCAUGGUAGUGCUGGUUGGCAGGGCUUGGUAACGGAGAGAACUGCUCAUUGGCCACAACUCAAACCUUGCCUUUAAGGGGACUGCCAGCCAGGGGCCCCUCCACCUGGCAGUGACACACAUGCCUGCCCGCCGGUGUGGUGAGGGCUCAGCUCACACCAGCCAGCAAAAAGAGAACAGCGAUUCUCUUUUCUCUCCACACCCCCACCCUCCCCUGUUACCAACGCCAGAUUCCCAGGGGGUACAUAAGUUUUUGAAUUUCUUAAAAAUAUUUUUUGGUUUGGUUUUUCCGGGGACUGAUAAGUGCUUUAAGCAACGUUGAUACCCCACCCAGACCCCCAGCUUUGUCAUUUUCUUGUAUUUUUCUGUUCACAGUAUUUUGUGUGUGUGUGUGCUUGUUUUGGCAGCUCAUUUUGGCUGUAUUAUAUAUCGAGUGAUGAAUUGAUCCUCUUUUUUUUUUUUUCCCCUAAGGGAUAUGAAUUGUUUUUUUCUUGUGUUGUAAUUCUGCUUGUGAAUAGCUGGAGCAAACCUGGGGCUGACACACGUAAGCUAGGGCUGCGAAGUGCUGAGAGAGCCAGGCAGGGUGGCUUGUCCCUGACAGGCUGACCCACCUGAGUCUCUGAGCUUUUCAGUCCAAAUCUCUGCAAGGCUAAAAAACGCCACCAAACCUCCCCACUUGUCCCGGCUCCCUGUGGCAGGGACAGAUCCAUCCCUACAUGCAAUUGCAGUUUCUCCGGCCCCCUCCCGUUGCCAUGGCAAAACAGGUACCUAUGGGGCAUGGGGGCAUCACAUGGGAUGCUUGUAUAAUCGACCACCUCGCCUUUUCUUCCCCCUCCCUAGCCACCCCCACCCCCCACCCCCAGCAUCACUUCCUAGGACACCCGAGCUGCUUGCCCAGGGUCCUGUUUCCCUGCAAACUCCAGAGAAGCACCCAGGGCUUUGUGACAGUCUCCACUUCCCUCCCCUUCUCGUUAAGAAUCAUAUUGUAUAGUAGCUUUCAGACCAUACAGUAUUCAUUGGGUUACUCCUAUUACUAUCAAGUAGCUGGAAUUGUGAAGGUCGGAGUAGUUAGAUCUUUAGCUUUUAUUCCUUAUUUUUUUUGUAUUACUAUCCAUGUGUAUAAAUUAUUGAUCAUGUUGCUGGCUUUUAUAAACUCUAAGCGAAGGAGGAGCAUUGCCUCUACCUUUGCAAAUGGUAAUGAAGCACUGUUUUUAAAUAAAAGAGAGAAACACCA